Messenger RNA from Syngnathoides biaculeatus (alligator pipefish), 581 nucleotides. RefSeq names its product NOP10 ribonucleoprotein homolog (yeast) (gene nop10). Gene Ontology annotation, biological process: snRNA pseudouridine synthesis; ribosome biogenesis; positive regulation of telomerase RNA localization to Cajal body. Gene Ontology annotation, cellular component: box H/ACA telomerase RNP complex; box H/ACA snoRNP complex. Gene Ontology annotation, molecular function: box H/ACA snoRNA binding; telomerase RNA binding. Lineage: Eukaryota; Metazoa; Chordata; Actinopteri; Syngnathiformes; Syngnathidae. The record is from RefSeq and is a predicted model, not a curated record. The coding region runs from base 125 to 319 and encodes 64 amino acids. The transcript is spliced from 2 exons.
CCGUUUUUCCAAACCGGAUAUCCUUUCGUUGAUCAACCGUUUUUCAGAAACGUGGUGUUGUUCGCUGGUUUACGGACAAAAAUAAUUAUUUUGCUGUUGUUUGGGUCUUUUGUUGACAAUCAACAUGUUCUUGCAGUACUACGAGGACGAGAAUGGGAAUAGAGUCUACACUUUGAAGAAAGCGGCACCUAACGGGCAGCCCACCAGCUCAGCCCAUCCAGCACGCUUCUCCCCUGAUGACAAGUUCUCUCGACACCGGGUGACCCUGAAGAAACGCUUUGGACUUCUGCUCACCCAGCAACCCAGGCCUAUUCUGUAAUAAGAUUCCACCAAGAUGUGGCCGAGUGCCUAGAAUGCAUAAAGGGGACGGAAACGAGAUCAAGAUCAAACAAGAUCUCAACAUGCCAGGACUUGUCAGCUUCCAUCCCCAAAACAAGUGUUGUGUGUGUGAUGUUCACAUUGCAUUGUUUGUCUAUUUUUAUUUUUAAAUCUGUUUUGUGUUGAGUGAAUGCUAAAAUGGUGCCCAGUGAACACGCAAAUAACAGCUGGAAUAAACAUGAUAAAACCAAAUAAAAAAUUGA